UCACCACCAGCCACACCAACACGCACCGGACGCACAGCAGCACAGACAGCCACGGCCCCUUGCUGGCACUCCUGAGAAACCCUGCUGCCAACCGCGCCGACUAUGACGCCCGCAGCGCCGCGGGUGGGGGACACCCAGAACCAGGCGUGGAAAAAUGACAAGAGCAAGUUCGGGCUCAAGAUGAUGCAAAAGAUGGGGUGGACCGAGGGCAAGGGCCUCGGCAAGAACGAGGAUGGUGUGUCCGAGCACGUCAAGGUGGCCAAGAAGUCCAACAACCUGGGGCUAGGAGCGACGCGCGACUCGUCGGGAGCCGCGGGUUGGGCGAGCGCAGCGGUUAGCUUCAACGGGGUGCUGGAGACACUCGGGAAGGCCUACGGCGGCGGUGCGGAUGUCGGCGGCAAGGCGAAGAUGAAGGGCGACAAGAGGACGAAGAAGAAGCUGAAGAAGGCGGAGAAGAAGAAGAAGAAGCAAACGGCGAAGGACGAUGAGGAUGCCGCCGAAAGCAGCAGCAGCAGCAGUAGUGAGGGUGGGCCUGCUAUGACUGCGGCCCAGGCGGCGAGCUCAUGUCCCUCGCGGGCGAGACGCGUACGAUCCAAGGACGUCAAGGGCUUCAGCGCCGCGGAACUGCGAGCCAUCCUCGGCCAAGCUGCCACCACCGCCGACCCCUCGCUCCCCUCGUACCCGGUAGUUCGGGGCGGCUGCGGCACCGAAGGAGCGGCUGCUGCAGCAACAGAGCCGAAAAUCUCGAAGAAAAAGUCCUCCAACAAGAAGAGCAAGGGAUCCAAGUCGACGUCGCUCGACGCGCCGCCGCGCCGGCCGCGCACGAGAUCGAUGGACGAAACCGCCCCCCCCGCUGAACCCCCAGCUGUUGUCGGGGGAAAGAGGCCGAGAGACCAACCCGUCGAUCACGCACGGGAAGGCGAAGAGACGGAGGGAGAAGCGGCGGCAAGUAGUACCACCACCAGCGCACCCCGCAAGUCCAAGAAGAAGAAGGCCGGCAGAGCGGGCGAGGGGAAUGGGGAGGGAUGCGAGACAGCGCCGGUCGCCGGGAGCAGCAGCAAGGAGAAGGAACGAGCGAAGAAGAGCAAGAAACGCAAAGGCCAAUGACGAGGGGCGGGGGGGCGGGAAGGUUAAAAUUUUACGCUCAUUGGACGGCAUUGUUCGGGCAGGGGGGGGUUGGGCCAAGAAGGAGGGCACGAGUUCCCGUGGCGGUGUCAGUGGCGGCGGGCAACAAAGGUUUGAGGAUUCAAGGCGGUGGGGAGAUGCCACUGUCUUGCGACGUGGUGUCUCUCGGGCUGGAUUUACCUUGAUCAGUAAUGUAGAGAUGGGGGCUUUUUGUUGUCGAGGUUGCGAAACUAGUCGAUGCAGAAUCGCCUCGUUCAACCGCCCUCGCUGUGCGCAUGCACGGAAAGCGCACUGGAUGGGAGACCACGCAGCUCCAACGGCUAGGGCACACGGGUAGCUUUCGCAGUACGCUUCCCCCCCCCCCCCUGCCCCCCUCCACUCUGGCUGCAUCCUUGAUGGCGGCACCUGCGAUUGUUUGGUGAUGAUAUGUACGAGCUGUGGCAACCACCACGGCGUUGUCCCCCUUUGAUUUACCAUCGCCAUAUACUACGAUGUGCAUAAUGGGUUUGUGGGUGCCCCAACCUUUGUAGCUUUCGGGGCGUCCAUGAGCAGCGACCCUGCAGGAGCUCAUACGUUCUGCGAUAGGUGGAAUUCCGGGCUAAUCGGAGCUCCGCUUUUUCUGAAGGCCGUGGCGUUUUUCGCAUGGAUUUGCGUCAUUUAGCGUGGGAGUUGGCUGGUCGGGCCGAACGAUUGAAGGGCUUUGUUUCAAGCGCUUGCUCAGAUGUUCUAUUUGGAGAGAUCUUUGAGAGAUCUUGUUGACGUUGAAAUAGUGACUUGACGUUGAAAUAGUGACUUGAAGCGUCGAUUGUCCACCUCUUGUUAUUUUCUGCAUGGUAUCAACCCGUUGAAAGGCUGUGUGGGGUUGUCUUGUUGGGCCUCCGCGGGGUAACACGAACCCCGGCGGCGGUGGAUGUUUUAGGUCAAGAGUCUUGUUGUGCCCAUAAAUUGUUUUAUUGGUUGGCAGUGUCCGCAAACAUUUGUUGUGGCGAUGGCGAACACUCACUAAUUUUUACUGUUCAUAUUAACACCAUCGGCGGGCCAUCCUGCGGCGUUGCGCAUGAGACCGACGUUCACUUGCAAGAGUAGUUGCGAUACA
Ectocarpus sp. CCAP 1310/34 is the source of this 2221-nucleotide messenger RNA. The record is from the annotation of a GenBank genome assembly. Lineage: Eukaryota; Phaeophyceae; Ectocarpales; Ectocarpaceae.